Chironomus riparius is the source of this 1308-nucleotide messenger RNA. The record is from the annotation of a GenBank genome assembly. NCBI's taxonomy places the organism in Eukaryota, Metazoa, Arthropoda, Insecta, Diptera, Chironomidae.
AUGUUUUAUUUUUUAAAGAGAACACUAGUUGAACUUCUAAUUCUUAUAAUCCUAUUCAAUGAUGAAGUACGGACUAGUUAUGGAUCAAUCGUGAGAACAGAAUAUAACGGUCCUAAUUUACCUUCAAAUGGAUUUUCUGAACUUAAUGCGAAAAGACCAUCACCAUCGGGUGGGGAAAUAAUGAAAAGCACAUCUUUAAAUUUGAAUGAACCUAGUUGUGAGGAGUUACGUGCAAUGUGGCAAUUCUCUCGAAGACAAUCGCGAGCAUCUGAGAUUACAAAUGAAAUUCCAACAUAUCACGAUCCAUUUAAUAUGAAUAUAUGGGAAACUUAUUAUCCCACGACAACAAGGAGUUUAGGAGGACGAAGAGUCAGUCAAUCAAGAUAUCGAUCUAAUGGUCGUCCUGUAUACGGCAGGAUUGUACAUCACCAACCACCUAACACACAAAUAUCUGGUGGACGUUACUAUGAAGUUCCUACAAAUUUAGAACGCUCACGUCUCAAUUAUGAAGAUUUCCUAAACAUCAAGCCAUACAGUAGUAACGACAAUAUGGUUUUAGGAAAUCAACAGCAGCAGAAUGCAAAAAAUAUGCGAAAGCAACAGAAAGUAAGAUUUGGCAACGGAAUUACAGGAGGUAAUAGUAUAUCAAGCUCGCCAAACAUUGGACAGCAUGCAAUAUUUGGAUCAACAGGAAUUAAUUCUAUUGCUCCACAACGUGGUAGCUUUCAGAGAUUAAAAGAGCUUGUUUGGACUGAACGAGCACGAGAGUUAUCUCAACAAAGAAAGAAUGAAGAAAUUGCAGCAAGAGCAGCUAUUCUUAAAGAUAUUACCAAUGGCCAACACUAUAAAACGCCAUUAUCAUCAUCAUCAUCUUUGCCGCCAACAUCUUCACGACGAACUUCUAAAACGGGACAUAGCAACAAUAAAAAUAAACUUCUCAAGGAUGACAGUAAAGGAAUCAAUAAUAAGGACGACUCUCAGCAGUAUAUGCCAUAUUCUUUAUCACCUUAUUGGUCAAAUGAGAACAUCAAACGUUCUUCACAGCUACGAUAUCAACAGCUGACACCAAAUACCGUACUGGAUGAUAAUGGUAAUUAUCCUGUUGAGAAUGACUUUAGAACGAUUAAAGAUUAUUUCAAUGAUGGAAAUGGAUUAAUUGAUAAUGACGUAAAAUACUUUGAAGACGAUAAUGGAUUAGAUUACGAUGUAAAUGGAUUCUUUAAUAAUAUUAAUGAUGACAAUAUCAAUGACUUCUACUUCUAUAUUAAUCAACUGCUAGGUAAAAAACCAAAUCAAAAAUCAAUUUAA